Molecule: messenger RNA, 1319 nt
Organism: Drosophila serrata
Lineage: Eukaryota; Metazoa; Arthropoda; Insecta; Diptera; Drosophilidae
Gene: Dd
Product: CTD nuclear envelope phosphatase 1-like protein dullard
Molecular function (GO): phosphatase activity
Source: RefSeq, a predicted model, not a curated record
UAUAAAUAAAUAAUUAUAAAGCAACGAGUGGCGUAACAUAAAACACAACAAAACCGCGUUAGCCGGUUGUUCCAAACCAUCUCGCUCGCACGCAUCUAAGAUCGUCGUAGACUUCAAUUUUAUCAAAUUUAUUGUUGAAUUUUAUCCAAUGAUUUCGCUGCUGCAAAUGAAAUUCCAUGCGCUUUUGUUGUUGCUAUCAAAAGUGUGGACAUGCAUCUGUUUCAUGUUCAAUCGCCAAGUGCGAGCUUUUAUCCAGUAUCAACCGGUUAAAUAUGAACUCUUCCCGCUGUCACCCGUCUCGCGCCAUCGCCUGAGCCUGGUGCAGCGAAAGACGCUGGUUUUGGACCUGGACGAGACCCUGAUACACUCCCAUCACAAUGCGAUGCCCAGGAAUACGGUGAAACCGGGAACGCCGCACGAUUUUACAGUCAAAGUGACGAUCGAUCGGAAUCCAGUGCUUUUUGUACAUAAGCGACCGCAUGUUGACUACUUCCUGGAUGUGGUCUCGCAGUGGUACGACUUGGUCGUAUUUACGGCUAGCAUGGAGAUCUACGGAGCGGCGGUGGCGGACAAGCUGGACAAUGGCCGGAACAUUCUCCGGAGGCGAUACUACAGACAACAUUGCACGCCAGACUAUGGCUCAUAUACCAAAGACCUGUCGGCCAUAUGUAGUGAUUUAAAUAGGAUAUUCAUCAUUGACAAUUCGCCGGGAGCGUACCGCUGUUUCCCCAACAAUGCCAUACCCAUCAAGAGUUGGUUCUCGGAUCCAAUGGACACGGCGCUGCUGUCGCUGCUGCCCAUGCUGGAUGCCCUGAGAUUCACCAACGAUGUGAGAUCGGUGCUGUCACGGAACUUGCAUCUGCAUCGCCUCUGGUAGCAGGUGGGCCUCCUUUCGCUAGUGUAGUCUAUCUAACUUUUUCGAAGGAGCGCAGUGUUGAGAUACCUUCUUCAGAAAUUAACAACAACAACAACAAAUGGUGGUGCUGUGACACAUUAACGAAUUUUUUUUUCAUUAUUUUUACAUAUGUCAGUCUAAUUGAGGAAACAAGAAAAGAAAAAAGUAAGCUAAAAGUUCAGAAGAGAGAGAUAGAGAGAGCUCUAAAAUCGAUAGUUUUCUUAUUUCGUUAAUAUACUUAAUGAGACUAUAUAGAUUUUUGUAACAAGCUAAAAACACGAAUGCAUACAUAUUUUGUGUAACAAUUUUCCUGCUUGUUUUUCGAUUGAUUUUCCUCCUGUAAAUGUUGGAGUUGUUUGUAGACCGUGUAUGUAUGGAUGUUUUGAAUAUAUAUUAAUAUAUAUGUAUAUGUAUAUAUAUGUAU